Oldenlandia corymbosa var. corymbosa is the source of this 1647-nucleotide messenger RNA. The record is from the annotation of a GenBank genome assembly. NCBI's taxonomy places the organism in Eukaryota, Viridiplantae, Streptophyta, Magnoliopsida, Gentianales, Rubiaceae.
UACUGUUUGAUUUUGGUUUGCUAUUUAAUUAAAAGAAGAAUCCUCCAAUCCUCUCCUCCCAAACCCAAAAACCUCUCAUCAAUUUAAUCCCCAUUCUACCCCCCUCAUAAGACAAAACACUCUUACCUCAUCCCCUCUCUCUCUCAAGAAAGCCAACUUUCUCUCUCUAAAUAGUCUCCUCUUUCUCUCUCACACAGUCCCAUACUUCCCCUCAAAGAUUCAAAGAGGAAAAAUGGACAAAGCUGCUGAGUCCUCCGCCUCAUCUACACCGGCUCAGCCAAUCGGAGCUGAGGAUUCAGGCACCCAAGAAAUCAACACCGACCAUCACCUUAAAAUCCCGGCUGGCCUAACCCAAGACGAGUUCGACGCGCUCCAAUCCAAAAUCAUCGAGUUCCACAGCUACCGGGUCAACUCGGGCCAAUGCUCCUCCCUACUCGCGCAGCGCAUCCACGCGCCGGCGACUACCGUCUGGUCCAUCGUCCGGCGAUUCGACAAGCCCCAGACGUACAAGCACUUCAUCAAGAGCUGCUCCGUGCCGGACAACUUCCAAAUGGCGGUGGGCGUCACCCGGGACGUCAACGUCAUCUCCGGCCUGCCGGCGGCCACCAGCACGGAGAGGCUGGACAUACUGGACGACGACCGGCACGUGACCGGGUUCAGCAUCACCGGCGGCGAGCACCGGCUGAGGAACUACCGGUCCGUGACGACGGUGGACGAGUUCAACCGGGACGGGGAGAUCUGGGCCGUGGUUCUGGAAUCGUACAUCGUGGAUGUGCCGGAAGGGAAUACGGAGGAGGACACGCGUCUGUUUGCGGAUACGGUGGUGAGAUUGAAUCUGCAGAAGCUGGCGGCUGUGAGUGAAUCCAUUGCAAGUGAUCGGAGUGGUGGUGAAUGACCCAAAGGGCCGCCGCCACUAAUUAAAAAAUUUUCCUCUGUAAGUUUCCAUGUGCAUAUUUCUUCUUCUUUCUCGCAGAUUCGUACCAAAGAAGCAAGGGAAAAAACGAAUUUAUGAUUUGGGCUUUAAAAUUUGGGAUGAUUUUCAUAAAAAGAAGGUGCAAAAUCACGUUAUGUUUCGAGAAUGGAAGAUUGAAUGAUUGAUUGAUCCAGAAGACAAUUUGAUGACAGAGAUUGAUGAAUUGUACAGAUAUGUAUUUCUCUACUUCAAUGAGUUUGCUACUGUAUUGAUCAAUUUCCACAUUUUAUUUUUCUUGCUAAAAAAAGGGGGUUGAAAACUACUGCAUUAUCCGAUUAAUUUGUUACUUUCAUUUCCUUUUUUUUUUUUUUGGUUUUAUGAUUUAUGAAUUGCAAUAUGUAAGCAUGGAGUGAAUUGGAUUAUUGGUCACUUGUUAGCUCUUGUUGGUAUAUUAGCGUUUCAAAAUGAUUGUUUUAUUUGUGACGGAAAUAAUUGUGAUAUGAAAACUCUUUAAUUGAGAUAUGGCUGAUAUUAUUCUCCCUACCAGAAAGAACCCACUCUACUAGUUCCCUAUAGUUUUUAAACUGUUGAAGAUAGGUUUCUAUAUUGUAGUAGCUACCACAGCACUACUAGCGUGUAGACAUUUCUCUACUAAUUGUUUAAUUGCUUGCAUUAUUGAUUUAAUAUCCAGCAUUAUUAUUGCAAUGAUAAUUAUAUAUUAUCUCCGUUCCCAA